AUGUUACCAAUUUCAAUGCAAAAAAGAAAAUCAAUCUAUGAAAAAAUCAAACCAUUAAUCAAUGGACCAAAUACCCGUAUUGUUCUUAGAGUCGUCGCAUUACUUCUUUUAAUUGUUUUCGUUGAUUCAAUUGUCAACUCAUACAAUAUCAACAAGAAACUUCACAGCCCAGAAUUUGCCUCUAAAAUCGAUAGACAAAAUGAAUACACUCGUAUGUUUAGAUAUCAAAGAAAUAUUUACAUCUCUGGUUUUUCACUCUUUUUAUAUUUCCUCAUUUUCCGUUCACAAUCAAUCGUUGCUGAUCUCUCAAAAAUGGAAGUUAACCAAGAUGCCAUCGCCAAGCAAACCAAAAAUAAUCAAAGCCAAGUUGAAACUCUUAUUUCAGAAAAUGAAAAAUUAUCAAAACAAUUAAAAGAUUUAAAGAAAAUGGAAAAAGAACAUCAAGCUAUGAAAUCACAAGCUGAAAACACCUCAAAGGAAUAUAUGAAGUUAAAAGAAGAGUAUAAUGAUCUUUUAGGUAAAAAAACUAAAGAUCAAAAGAAAAAAGAUUAA
Messenger RNA from Dictyostelium purpureum, 552 nucleotides. RefSeq lists its product as uncharacterized. The transcript has a single exon. The record is from RefSeq and is a predicted model, not a curated record. Gene Ontology annotation, biological process: intracellular protein transport; endoplasmic reticulum to Golgi vesicle-mediated transport. Gene Ontology annotation, cellular component: endoplasmic reticulum; endoplasmic reticulum membrane. NCBI's taxonomy places the organism in Eukaryota, Evosea, Eumycetozoa, Dictyosteliales, Dictyosteliaceae. Bases 1 to 552 code for a protein of 183 amino acids.